GAUAUCACAAUUUACAACCGAAAAUGGCUACUGACGCUGACGAAGCACAGCGUCGUCGUGAAGAAUGUGAACGCAAAGCUCGACGUGGGGAGAUGGAUCCCCGUUUGGAGUUCACUUUUCAACUGCUGAUUGAUGCCACCCAAUUGCCGCGCCAUCAAUUGAUGGAUUAUAUAUUUGAGGGUGAUAUGUUGGAUGAAAUCAAUCAACUUUUCUUGCCCAAUAUGAAAAAUAAGUUAUUGUGGUUUUUCCAAGAGGUUGAUGAACCCGAACCUCAGCCCGUUCAGGAUCCCAAUAAACCGGGACCAUCUCGUUCGGGAAUGACUCCCAGUACUUCGAAGACGCCUCAAGGCGGAACAUCACCAGGUGGUUCGGCUCCAGCCAAGCAGAAAAAACUCUUUCUCACUGAUGGUUGGUCGUGUGCCUUUACCGGUAUAUGCAUCUACAUAUUUCGCAUAAAUACAAAUAAACAAUUGCCCGAGGAAGGAUUCCAAAAGGAUUUAUUCUGUGGCAUCAUCGAUGCCAAAAAUGUCGGUCUAGUUACCUCCAUCGAACGCAUCAUCGAAUAUGUUUUCAUGCAAGCUUUGGCCUUUCCCAGCCUAGAAGGCGAAGAGGAAGAUGUCAGUUGUGGUCUUAUAAAGGGACAACUGCUACCUGGACUUCGAUCAUUUUGUAGCGCCUUACGUGUCUGUGAACAAGUCUGCGAUCAUUUUAAUGUUUUCGAUGAUGGUUGCGAUAUGUUCGAACAGGUCAAUCAAGUCGAAGAACUUAAAGAUUUAUCCAAAAAUCAAGAAUUUUGUGGUCAACUCGAGGAGAGAGUAAAUAAUUGGAUUAAAGGUAUUACGAAGAUAUUAGGAGAAUCGGAUCAAUUGCGUAAAGAGAAUGAUUCAAGUGGUCCACAAGAUGAAUUGGAAUAUUGGAAGAAACGUGGUGCACAAUUUUCACAAUUGUUGGCCCAUUUGCAAACAAAGGAGGUCCAAUAUACUUUGCAUUGUUUGCUUUUGGCCAAUUCGAAGGUAAUACGGGAUUGGAAGGAAACUGAUCGUAAGAUAACGUUUUGUUACAACGAAGCAAGGGAUAAUUCGAAAUUUAUCCAGGCAAUGGAACAUUGUUGUCAUUCGUUGUAUUUAGAUGAUCCGGUCUGCAUGAAAGAAUCCAUUUUAAGUCUCCUGCAAACCGUACGCUUGAUUUAUAGUGUCUCACAAUUUUACAACACUUCGGAAAGAACUUCUGCACUAAUGGUUAAAAUCACCAAUCAAAUGAUAGAAACAUGCAAAUCUUAUAUCACCUGCCGCUGCAAAGAAACCAUAUGGACACAAGAUCGCACUUUAGUUCGCACCAAGCUGAGUAAUUGCAUCAAGUUAAAUCACAUUUAUCACGAGACCUACUAUACCGUACGGGAGCAACCCUUUCUACCGAAUCAAACACCAUUUGGUUUUUCGGAGAAUUUUGUUUUUGGAAAAUUUGAUACGUUCUGCGAGAGGUUAUCAAAGAUAACCUCCAUGUUUAAUUUGAUCGAUGACUAUAAUCAUUUGUUUGAGAGGCGUUUGGAAGGUCUACUCUUGGCCGAAGCAUUGGAGGAAGCCUCAAAUCAUUUUGAAGAGGCCAAAAAGGAAAUUCUCUCGAAGAAAUAUGAUUAUUUGGAUCAUCGUAAUGCUGAAUUUAAUGAGGAUUAUGAAAAGUUUAUAAGUAAAACCGAUGUGCUCAAGGAUACCAUAGCCACACUGAUUGAGACCAAUUUUGAUACUGUCUGGGAAACUCCACAGUGUAUACGUUUUUUGGUGCGCUUCGAGAAGGUUAGUGAGAAAAUACCUCUCACCAAAAUGGAUGAGAAAUAUAUGCGGAUAGUACGUUAUGUGGAUAAGGAGGUGGAACGUGUUAUCAAACUCUUUCGCAAACAUCGUGAUGAUCCUCCAGUACAAAGAAAUUUUCCACCCAUUGCUGGACGUAUUUACUGGAGUCGUUCGUUGCAUUGUCAUAUUCGUGAGUUAAUCGAUUCGGUAUGUGAUCAUCCGGUAUUGGGUGCUUUGCCUCCCACUCGUGAUGUGGAGAUACGUUUCAAUCAUGUCGCUAAUUUAUUGGGAGAAUAUGAAGAUGAAAUUAUUGCCAUAUGGUUGGAUCAGGAUGUAAGUGUGGCAGAUGCUUGCCUUUUGCAGCCAUUGCUGUCAUUGCAGGGUGAUCGAAUCUUUGUGAAUUUACAUCCUACCAUACCGUUGUUGAUUCGAGAAGCAAAACUUUUGGCUAAAAUUAAAGUUGAUCUUCCGAUUGUUGCCGCUACUUUGAUGAGUCGCCAGGAUUAUUUUAUAACCAUACAGGAUUCAUUGAAUAACCUUAUAAAAAUGUUCCUGACCACGGUUAGGGCUGUUAAAUUGGAAGUCCGACCUUUGUUCUUGCCUCAAUUGGUACGCCUGACGGCCAUGUUGAAACCAGGAUUAACCACCAUUAAUUGGACAGAUCAAAAUUGGAGCAAAUUCUACGAAAGAUGCAAGCAAGCCAUUGAAACAUUUGAGGUGUUGGUGGCCAGAAUCCAUGAUAUCUACUCCAACCGAAUUCUGCAUGUCCUUAUGUGUAUGCAAGAAGUUAAGUUGCAAGUUUUACCAGGAGAUGAUGAAAUCUGGACAGUUGAUGAGUUUUUGGAGAAGAGCGAGGAGUCCUGCAGGAAAGCGGCAAUUGAACUUAAUCGAAAAAGUCAAAUGGUAUCGGAAGCUGUAGAAGAAGUUUUGAAUUUGGUCGAUAAAGCCUCUGAGAAGUUUAAAGAGAUGGCAGGAGAUGAUGUGGUAACCCUAUUUGAUGCAAGUGCAAAAGAUCAGAGCUCUUCUCGCAAAGGUGGUGAAAAUGAAGGAGCAGCAGGAGGAAAUGCUACUUCCAGAGGUUCUGGUGGCGGAGCUGGUGGAGGAGGUGGCGGUAAUGCGGGUAAUCAACAACAAGAUUGGAGUAUUCUAUGGUCUUGUUUCGAUAAUCCAUUGACAUUGUUGGCCACCACAGAAAGUUUGCCCAAGGGAAUGCAGGACAUGGUUUGCAAUGCUGUUGUUGAAAUGCGACGCUACUAUAGUCGUAAAGUCAUUGAUGUUCUAAUCAAGGUGAUUCGUGCUGCUCUGGAUACCAUAAGGAGGCGUUUUGUGUCCGACGAUGAUGAUCCAGUGCCCAAGAAGCCGAUAUUUGCUCUCUACGCCCAAUUACAAAUACCAAAUGUGGUUAUUAAACCAAAUUUAGAGGAACUGCAGGAGAUUUUGAUAACGGCUGGUAAAACUAUUACCGGCAUUGCGAAGGGUGUGGCACAGUGGACAAGUGGCAAAGAGCAACCGGUAAGAUUUUUUAAGAAUUUUAAAAUUGCAAUUAAUUUGAAAUUGUCUUUGUAGCAAGUCUCACUGACACCACAACCCCGUGUUGGGCGUAAUCACAACACCAAACGUCGUAAGCUGUAUACUUUGGACUCGGUACAAAAGCCCCAAAUGCCCCAUAUGCUGAAAUCCUUCUAUUCGGCCAUUAUGGAUAACAAGGAAGUGGCUAAGGCUUUUAAUUUACUUUCAAAUUGCACGAAGGGUAUUAAACCAGAAAUACAAACCUAUAUCAAACGUUGGAAACCCUAUCAUUUUCUAUGGAAAAAUGAUCGCACCACACGUCAGCUAAUGGAAUUUGGUUUACAAGAAUUCGAAACGACUUUACGUUGUUUAGCCGAUUUAGAUGCGAAUUUGUUGAUUGAACCCGAUAUGGAAGUAUUCGGAAAUUGUUUGGCCGUCUAUAAUGAACGUUUGAAAUAUGGUCUAGCCAUUGAGAUUAAAUCUUGCAAUCACAAAAUCGGUCAGGCAAUGAAGAAGAAAUACAAAAAGGAAAUGGACUAUGUGUAUGCGGUUAUCAACGAAAUGGAUCGUAAAUUGGAUCGUCCAAUACGUGAUUUGGAUGAUGUGCGUAUGAUUAUGGAAACAUUGGGUAAGAUAAGAGAACAAGAGGUGGAUAUGGAGCUACGAAUCGAUCCAAUUGAGGAAGCAUUCAAUGUUUUGACCCGUUAUGAGGUACAAGUUGAACGUGAACAAUUCGAUUUGGUUGAUAACUUAAGAUCAACCUUUCAAAAUUUACUGGCAUGUGCCCUGCAAGCCCAAGUUAAAUUGCUGGAAAUGCAACCCUCCUUCCAAGAUGAUUUAAAAACUAAUUUGGAUAAUUUCAAACAGGAUAAAAUCAAUUAUGUUUUGGAAUAUCGCACGGCAGGACCUAUGCAACCGGGUCUGACACCACGUGAGGCGUCAGAUCGUUUGAUAUUGUUUCAAAAUCGUUUUGAGGGUAUGUGGCGUCGUUUACAGACCUAUCAAAGUGGUGAAGAGUUGUUUGGUCUACCACAAACUGAUUACCCUGAACUGGGGCAGAUACGCAAGGAAUUGAAUCUACUGCAAAAGCUAUAUAAGCUGUAUAAUGAUGUCAUUGAUCGGGUUAGCAGUUAUUAUGACAUCCCUUGGAAUGAAGUGGAUAUUGAGGAAAUCAAUAAUGAAUUGAUGGAAUUUCAAAAUCGUUGCCGUAAAUUACCCAAAGCCUUAAAGGAAUGGCCGGCCUUCCAUGCUUUGAAAAAGACCAUUGAUGAUUUUAAUGAUAUGUGCCCUCUACUGGAAUUGAUGGCCAAUAAGGCCAUGAAACCAAGGCAUUGGCAACGUAUUAUGGAUGUAACCCAGUACACAUUCGAAUUUGAUUCGGAAGGAUUUUCGUUGAAGAAUAUUUUGGAGGCUCCUUUGUUGAAAUACAAGGAAGAUAUAGAGGAUAUUUGUAUUAGUGCCAUGAAGGAGAAGGAUAUUGAGGCUAAACUCAAGCAGGUCACAAAUGAAUGGUCUGUGCAUGAAUUGCAGUUUAUGAGUUUCAACAAUCGUGGAGAACUUUUGCUGCGUGGUGACACAACAGCAGAAACCAUUGGACAAUUGGAAGACAGCCUCAUGGUAUUGGGUUCCUUGCUCUCCAAUCGUUAUAAUGCCCCAUUCCGUAAACAAAUUCAACAAUGGGUCUACGAUCUUUCCAAUUCCAAUGAAAUUUUGGAGAGAUGGCUGCUCGUGCAGAAUAUGUGGGUUUAUUUGGAGGCAGUAUUUGUCGGUGGUGACAUUGCCAAACAAUUACCCAAGGAGGCAAAGCGUUUUUCGAAAAUUGACAAAUCUUGGCAAAAAAUCAUGCAGAGAGCCCAUGAAACCCCUGGCGUGGUGGCCUGUUGUGUGGGUGAUGAUUUACUCAAACAACUGCUGCCUCAUCUUCAAGAACAGUUGGAGAUUUGCCAAAAAUCUCUUAGUGGUUAUUUGGAACGUAAGCGUAUGAUGUUCCCACGAUUUUUCUUUGUAUCCGAUCCAGCCUUACUGGAAAUAUUGGGCCAAGCUUCCGAUUCGCAUACCAUACAAAAUCACCUACUCUCCAUAUUCGAUAAUACGCGGCACAUUAAAUUCCACGACAUUGAAUACAACAAAAUGAUGGCCAUUAUCUCGAGUGAGGGUGAAAUGAUCCAAUUGGAUCGGGCAAUACGCGCCGAAGGUUCUGUCGAGACAUGGCUAACUCAAUUGCUGGUCACAGCGCAGGCGUCAUUGCAUUCGAUCAUACGGACCGCUUAUGCCACCAUCAAUGAUCCAAAUUUCAGUUUGCUCGCCUUUCUCGAUAAGGCCCCAGCCCAAAUAGGUCUACUAGGCAUACAAAUGAUUUGGACACGUGAUGCAGAAAUGGCUCUGAUGCAGGCCAGGCAAGAGAGGAAAGUCAUGUCAGAGACCAAUAAUAAAUUUCUGGAUAUCUUGAAUACGCUGAUCGAUCAGACGACAAGGAAUUUGACGAAAAUGGAGAGAACUAAUUUUGAAACGUUGAUUACGAUUCAUGUGCAUCAGCGGGAUAUUUUCGAUAUUUUGUGCCGCAUGAACAUCAAAUCGGCCAAUGAUUUUGAAUGGCUCAAACAGUGCCGCUUCUAUUUCAAAGAGGAUUUGGAUAAAACAUGGAUUUCGGUUACAGAUGUCACCUUUACCUAUCAGAAUGAAUAUUUGGGCUGUACAGAUCGUUUGGUUAUUACCCCGUUAACUGAUCGAUGCUACAUAACACUGGCCCAGGCAUUAACCUUGAGCAUGGGUGGCGCUCCAUGCGGACCAGCUGGUACUGGCAAAACUGAAACAGUUAAAGAUAUGGGAAAGACGUUGGCCAAGUAUGUGGUGGUAUUUAAUUGUUCCGAUCAAAUGGAUUACAGAGGCUUGGGUCGCAUCUAUAAAGGUUUAGCCCAAUCCGGAUCAUGGGGUUGUUUCGAUGAAUUCAAUCGCAUCGAAUUGCCUGUCCUGUCAGUGGCUGCGCAACAGGUUGCCGUUGUCCUAACGGCCAAAAAGGAAAAGAAGAAGACAUUUAUAUUCACAGAUGGCGAUACAAUUGAAAUGAAUCCGGAAUUUGGAAUAUUUAUAACGAUGGUAAGUAAAAAGUAA
Molecule: messenger RNA, 6410 nt
Organism: Musca vetustissima
Lineage: Eukaryota; Metazoa; Arthropoda; Insecta; Diptera; Muscidae
Product: dynein axonemal heavy chain 5-like
Exons: 17
Biological process (GO): microtubule-based movement
Cellular component (GO): dynein complex
Molecular function (GO): minus-end-directed microtubule motor activity; dynein intermediate chain binding; dynein light intermediate chain binding
Source: RefSeq, a predicted model, not a curated record